Messenger RNA from Pyrgilauda ruficollis (rufous-necked snowfinch), 1636 nucleotides. RefSeq names its product tubulin beta chain. The record is from RefSeq and is a predicted model, not a curated record. Gene Ontology annotation, biological process: microtubule cytoskeleton organization; mitotic cell cycle. Gene Ontology annotation, molecular function: GTPase activity; structural constituent of cytoskeleton; GTP binding. Bases 89 to 529 code for a protein of 146 amino acids. Gene Ontology annotation, cellular component: cytoplasm; microtubule. NCBI's taxonomy places the organism in Eukaryota, Metazoa, Chordata, Aves, Passeriformes, Passeridae. The transcript has a single exon.
CUUUGCGCCGCUGACCUCGCGGGGCAGCCAGCAGUACCGCGCCCUCACCGUGCCCGAGCUCACCCAGCAGGUCUUCGACGCCAAGAACAUGAUGGCCGCCUGCGACCCGCGGCACGGCCGCUACCUGACGGUGGCCGCCGUCUUCCGCGGGCGCAUGUCCAUGAAGGAGGUGGACGAGCAGAUGCUGAACGUGCAGAACAAGAACAGCUCCUACUUCGUGGAGUGGAUCCCCAACAACGUGAAGACGGCCGUGUGCGACAUCCCGCCGCGCGGCCUCAAGAUGGCCGUCACCUUCAUCGGCAACAGCACGGCCAUCCAGGAGCUCUUCAAGCGCAUCUCGGAGCAGUUCACGGCCAUGUUCCGGCGCAAGGCCUUCCUGCACUGGUACACGGGCGAGGGCAUGGACGAGAUGGAGUUCACCGAGGCUGAGAGCAACAUGAACGACCUCGUGUCCGAGUACCAGCAGUACCAAGAUGCCACGGCCGAGGAGGAGGAGGAUUUCGGCGAGGAGGCCGAAGAGGAGGCCUGAGGGGUUUCUCCAGAGGUCCUGAUCCUCGGCAGUGUUGCUCCUCCCCUUCCCGGUGUGUUGUCCCAGAGAGGCGUCAACCGGUGGGCGGCGCCUUCGGUGUCAUCAUCAUUGUCCUGCAUCAUCGUCAGUGUUGGCCUUGGUCAUCGGCGGCGGCAGCGGAGUCCCCACCCGACCUUCAGCGUUGCCCUGACGGUCUUCAACCUUCAUCAUCAUCAUCCUGGAAGAGUCCCCAGCCUUCAGCAUUGUCCUCACGGUCCCCAGGCUUCACCAUCAUUGAAGAGUCCCCAAUCUUCAUCAUUGUCAUCCUUGAAGAGUCUCCAAUCUUGAUCAUGGUCAGAGCUCCUAACUUCUGUUCUCAUCUUUAAAGAGUUCCCAAUUUUCAUCAGCACUGAAGAGUUCCCAACCUUCAUCAUCAUCUUUGAAGAGUCCCCAGCCUUCAGCAUUGUCCUCACAGUCCCCAGCCUUCAUCAUGGUCAUUCUUGAAGAGUCUCCAGUCUUCAUCAUCAUUGAAGAGUUUCCAGUCCUGAUCAUGGUCAGAGCUUCCAACUUCCAUCAUUGUUGAAGGAUCCCCAAGGUUCAUCAUUGUCAAGAAGUCCCCAGCCUUCAUCAUCCUUGAAGAGCCCCCAGAGUUCAUCAUGGUCCUUGCAGAGUCUUCGAUCUUCAUCAUCCUCAGCCCUUGGUCUUCAUUGGGGCUGGUCAGUUGGCCUUGCCCUUCAUCAUAAUCAUCUUCAUCAUGGAAGAGCCUCCAACAAGAGUUUUUGACCUUCACUCUCAUCAUGGAAGAAUUGUGGACCUUCAUCAUCAUUGUGGAAGAUUCCUUGACCUUCAUCAGGGUUGGUCUCUUGGCUUUGACCACCAUCAUCCUCAUCAUGGAAGAGCCUCCAAGAGCUCUUGACCUUCAGCCUCAUCCUGGAAGAGUUGCUGACCUCCAUCAUCAUCAUCAUGAUCAUCAUCACCUCUGCCCCUCCCCCGCUGCCACCACGGCCUCCUGUCCCCUCCCCCGCUCCACUCUGGCACCGUUUCCUCCCUUUUUUUUGUCAUUUUUCCCAAAUUUUCUUAAUUUUUCCCAAUUCUUUCUUUUUUUCCCUCCUACUUUUUGUCAUUUUU